Prorocentrum cordatum is the source of this 6209-nucleotide messenger RNA. The record is from the annotation of a GenBank genome assembly. NCBI's taxonomy places the organism in Eukaryota, Dinophyceae, Prorocentrales, Prorocentraceae.
ACACUGCUGAGAUUCCUCGAAGAGCAGCGCUUCGCCAAGAGCAUUUUCAGGGAGUUGCCGAAAUUCUUCGACCAGACACACUUCGAGAAGAAGGGCGAAGGGCCGAUGGCAGCGUUUUGUACGGCGAUGGAGGUGGCGAAGCGCAAUCUCGAGGAAGUGGACCCAGACGCGAAGAUCAGUGCGAACGAGCUAGGGUACCACACGCUGAAGGGAAGCGGACUGGACAAGGACGAGCGCCAUCUAGUGAUAGCACGGGCAGACGAGACCUUCAACUUCCAGAAGAUUGGCGCGACGCUGAAGAACCUCUUCCCACGAGGUGGAGGUCGGCGCUGGGAUCGUCGGGGAUCGCGAACGAGCUGGCGAUGGGCGAACUACAACGACGGCGAGCGCGACCCGGACGACGAGGACCAGAACGUCGAGCACGACGGGUACUGGGUCCAGGAUGGCGACGACGGCUGGGGCAGCAGCGACCUGUUCUACAUCGAGGACGACGCCGACGUCUACCUCGCGAGCGAGGGCGACGAGCACCAGCAGGCCCUCGUCACGCCGCGCGAGAGCAGGCUCCAGAUGAACAAGAUCCGGGCGGCUCGAGGCCUCUUCAAGGGACGAAUCGACGGAGUCGUAGACGAGAGCGCGGCGGCCGGUGGCAAGGCCGCCGGGAAAGGUGGCAAAGGCAGCAAGGGCAAGGACGGCGGCAAAGGCAAGUCCAAGGACAAGAGGUGCACCAAUUGCGGCAGGAUGGGCCGCGCUGCACCGGACUUCCCGACGCAGCGACCCCCGAGGCCGGCAGGCAAAGGCUUCAAGGGCCGCGGCAAGACCUCCAAGGCUCAAUCUCGUCCACGACGGCUGGGUUUCUGGGCGACGACCGCGCUGGUGUGCGUCAUGCCGGACAUGUUCCACCAGAAGGGCGCCCAGAGCCCGAGGCUCGUGACGGGGAAGUUCCAGGGGCCGGCCGAGCACGACGUCAUGAUUGUCAACGUGGAGCGACCCGAUCUUACCGGGCGCGGCUGGCUGGAUAAGAUUGCGGCGGAGCUCGAGAAGUACGGUCUGAAGCCCAUCAUCGUCGAGGCGAGCCAGGAGUACUUCGAGAUCCCCGGCGACAUGAUUGGCCUGGCGAGCAAGAAGAACCUGGCGGAUUGGAUGGCGAACCUCUACCUGCGCGAGGACGGCCAGUGGGCCGAUUUCCAGGAGCUCGGGGUGUACGACAAGGAGCUCGUGAAGCUCCCAGGCGGCCGCGCGGGCAUCGACAUUUUCGAUUACGACCUGGAGUCGUACGAGACGGAGCCCCUCUUCGAGAAGUUCCGCAUCAACGUCGAGAACGUCGAGCUGGAGGUUUUCCUGGUCGCGGAGACGCUGCAGGUGUCCAAGCCAGAUUUCAAGGUCAAGGACGACGCCGAUCGGUGGGCCCAGGAGGCCGCGAAGAACGGUAACAAGGGGAUCUUCAAGAACGGUGCGCUCAAGCGGAUCGACAAGCUCAUGAGGGAGUAUGCGGCCAUCUUCCACGUGCUGCGCGACAACAACGAGACGUUUCUCUUGGAGUUGUUCGCGAAGGAGGCGCGCUUUACCCAUGUAGCUUCGAAGGGUGGUCACGCGAAUGCGACCCCCUCGGGCCUGUCAGUUGGCGUGAACUUCAACGAUCCUCAGACGCGAUCAGAUUUCCUGUUUUUGAUUAGGGCCUUCAAGCCCUGGAUGUUUUCGGUCGCAUUCCCGUGUGCCGCCCACGGGAGCAUGCAAGAGUUACAGCGUGCUCAGGGCAUGGGCGACCGGGUGGGCAACCUCGUCCAGGAGCUUCGGCCGCUGAUUGACUUUUCGGCGGAGGUGCUCAAGCUUCAGGCUGAAGGAGGACGGCUCGGCAUCGGCGAGAAUCCCCCCACCAGCUGGGCGCGGCGGGAAGUUCCGAUCGUGGACCUGCUGAGCUGGCGCGGGAACAUGCCGCCACUCUACGAGACGGUCGCGCUGCACCAGUGCAUGUACGGGCUCGUAGACAACUGCGGCGACCCGAUUCGCAAGCCGACAUGCGUGAUGGUGCCCGGCGGUUCGCGUUUCCCUGGGUGGCUCGAGCGCAGGUGCGACGGGGGCCACAUGCGCGCCGACAUGGUCGGGCGGAGCCCGGCACUGGCACAAGCGGGCGCCUGGCCGGACGACCCGGGCAAGGAGAUGGGCAUCGGGGGCGGCGCGGCGAGGUCCCCGAGCAAGCAGAUCGUGAACGCAGUGGCGAAGGCGUUCAAGCUGAGGAAAGACCUGAUCGACGUGCGCGCGCUGACGGGCGUAUUGGCAGACUACAGCGACGCCUGCGCGGGCGGCCCGGGGUUCGCGACGAUCAACGUGGCCAAGCGCUUCCCCACUGACGCGGUGAUCGCAGUCUACGCGAAGGAGCCGAAGGGCAGACGUCCUUCCCUGCGACGGUGCAUGUCUACGGGAGCCAGCCCGAGACUUUUGCCCCAUAUGAUCGCGAAGCUGACGCGGCACAUCGAGACCUACAACGCGAGGCUGGGCUGCAGCGUGUGCGAGGAGCUCGGCAGGCCCACUGCGGCGAGAAGCUCGAACCUGAAUCUCUCGACGGAAUUCAACGAGAACGUGUUCUUCGACGAGGCCGAGGUGAUGCUUGCAGAUGGGGCCCGACUGAUGGUCAUGGUGAUCUUGGACGGCGCGUCGGGCUUCCAGGCCGGUCCCAGCAGAGCGCCCCAGCUCAAGGGUCGAGUGGGGCGCGCGAUCGAUUUCUUCAAGGAUCAUUUCCAGCGCUUGAACCGCGACGUGCAGCUCGCCAAGAACGACGAUCCGCGUGUCUGGACAUCGGUGAUAGCGAGUACGUGCAACAACCACAUUCGGCGGAACGGCUCCACCCCCUACCAAUAUGUAUUGGGCCGGUCGCCUGGCAUUCCGGCUUCGCUGAUCGAGGCGAUGGAGGGCGACCAGAGGCAGCUGGCAUCACAGAGCGCGGCUCUCUUCGAGGAGGGCCCGAGCAGAGCAGAGCAGAUGCGUGCAGCGGCGAACCAGGCGUUCUUCGAGCUGGACGGCGACGACGCCGUCAGGCGGGCCAUGGUUGCUGGUGUUCUACUGGCGCGAGGUAAGCACGUGAAGUCGAAGAGGCUCCAGGGCGAGCGCGGCUGGCGUGGGCCAGCGAUCGUGUUGGCGACCGAAGGCCACGCGAGGCUGCGCCUCAGCUACCGCGGGGUGCCGGUGCUCGCGGCGCCGGGGCAGGUGCGGCACGCCUCCCGGAGCGAUGCGGAUAUGGUGGAGAACGAGGACUUGGUCAGGCAGCUCUCUCACUGGCGUGGAGGACCUAUUUUCCAGAAGGGUUUCAUUGAUGAGCGUGGACCUGGGCCAGACGGGAGCGACGAGACCGGCGUGCGCCGCGAGAGGGACGAGAAGGACUCGGACCACGAGGACGGUGUGAUCGACGCGAGGAGGACGUGCCUGCACCUGGAGACCUACCUGAAGUACCACCACUACCAGGUGGAGGACCAGUUCCUCCAGAAGAAGCUACAGACCCACCUGCUGCGGCAGCUGGGCAGGGGCACUCCAUGGACCUGGACGUGGCGACUGCGCCAGGUAUUCCUCAUUAACAGCAACAGCAACCAGAUCGAGCUGAGCAACCAGGUACCGGGCGACCCGAUGGAUCAGGAAGCACUCUUCGUCAAGGUCAGGAACCGCCAGAGGGGCGCGUUUCUGUCCCGGAGGACCGACGCGACGAAGAAGCAGGUCACUCCCAAGAAGGGUCGGGAGAUCCGCAGCAUCCCACAAGAGUGGAAGGCGGCUUUCGACGCGAGCGACCUGGGGGAGUGGCGCAAGUGGGUCGAGUACGAUGCAGUGGACUGGCCGACUGAGGAGGAGCUCGCGGGGGUGGACAAGACGGCGGCGAGGGGCAACCUGUCGUGCGAGCAGCGCCCGCUCAAGGCGAAAUCCCGGAACCUCGUCCCAGGAUACAAGGACAAGCAGCUGCUCGCGGGCGAGUUGCAGGCCGACGCCCCCGCUCUUACGGACGCGGCCGUGGCGAUGAUCCUGCAGGAAGCUGCCAGCCAGUCGGGUUGGAGACUUGAGCAGGGCGACGUCGACUCGGCAUUUCUAAGCGGGAAGUGCCUCGACAGCUCUCGACGCGUGUACUUCCGCGUGCCGAAGGGCGGCCUGCCGGCUGUGCCAGAGAUGGGCUGGCCAGCCGUUCCAGAAGGGGCGGUGCUGAGAGCGAAGAAGGGGAUCUACGGGCUGAAUGAUGCACCUCCGUUGUGGUACGAGGAGCAUCGCGACGCCAUGCUGUCUCUCCCAAGAGCGUCGAGGUCGAAGUUGUGCCCAGCUCUCUUCAUCUUCCACGACGAGAAUGAUAUGUUGAUCGGCCUGAUCGGGACGCAAAUGGACGACGAUUUGGUAACGGGCUCGCCCGAGUUCUUCGCUAACCAGGUGACCAAGCUGAGGAAUAUGCACUGCUGCGGCAAGUGGCAGACGGCGAAGACUGGUUUCCAUCGCUGCGGGGGGUUCCUAAAGCAGAGUGGCGAUGGCACCAUCACCUGUAGCCAGAGGGAGGACACCGAGAGCAUCGAGGAUAUUCCGAUCUCAAACGAGCGUCGCAAGGACAAGGAAGCGAAGGCUACGCCCGAGGAGAGGGCGAUGCUCCACAGCGGCAACGGCCAGAUCCAGUGGCUGGUGCGAUCUACCCGUUCAGGACCUGCUGGGCUUCAAUUGGGCUUCAACAGCAACAAGCUGGUGAGCGACGCCAAGACGGAUCACGUGGACAUCAUCUUCCAGAAUAUCAACAUAGACGACGCGAUCGUGGUGGCGGUUGGAGACUCUAGCCAUGGCAACGUGGGCAAGACGAAGACCGCGAGUCAGGCGGGCCUGGUCAUCCUGCUCGCAGACAACAAGGACGAUCAGUUCCUCCGCGGGAGGCCGGCCAAGGUCACUCCCAUGUUGUGGCGAUCACACCGCAUCGAGCGGGUGGUGCGCAAUACCCUGGCAGCCGAGACGAUGGCGGGGCUGGAGGCGGUCGAGAGUGGGGACAUGCUGAGCCAGCACCUGGUGGAGCUGCACUACGGGCUAGGUUACCGGACCCACAUGGACGACGUGAAGGCGAUCAAGAUGGUGGAAGUCACGGACUGUAAGUCGCUCUACGACCUGCUCCAGAAGCGAGGGACGGUGCCCUCCGAGAAACGGCUGCUGAUCGAUAUCGAGUCGCUCAGGAGUGAUCUGGAGUUCAACAACGUGGUGAGCAAGUGGGUGAGCACGAAGCAGAUGCUCGCCGACUGCUUAACCAAGCACGACGUCAGCGCUGGCGACUACAUGAGGUACGUGCCCCACACCGGUGAGUGCCGGCUGACGGAGGAUCUCAUGGCGGACCAGAUCAUAGCCAAGCAGAGGGCUACACCUUUCUUCGAGGACUGCAUAGCGGAUGUAAGGUACAAUGCGCGUGUAGUUCAGCCUGCUCCGAAGCUCUACCUCCGUUGGCGGAUGAUGCUCGGGCAGCGCGAGGACGAUAUCUACUACGAGAAGCUCGAGGACAUGGUCGACUGGUCUGGCUUGGACCAGGUGACGAAGCGUCGGAGGAUCCCGACCCAGGUGCGGAACCUGCUGGCGAUCUAUGCACCGACGACGGCGGCCCUCGAGCGCUACGAGGAGGACUUCACCGAGAAGCGCACCACCAAGAAGCCGAAGGUGACGAACGAUGACGACCCCCAGAAGGAGCUAGGCGUCACUGAGGAGAUCAAGUCAGGCGCCGCUGCAGCUGCGACGGUGGCGGUGUGCGCUCUGUGCCGGGUGGCGCUGGACCUGUGCGAGUGCGGACCGAGGGCGCGCAAGAAGCCGCGCCGGGCGACCGGACAUGCAUCGCACGAGAAGAUCGCAGACGAGUUCGGCGACGUGAUAGAGGACGGCGUUCUAGAGGCGUACGAGCUGGUGGUCAAGAAUUGCGACGAGUGCCGUCGGGGAAAGAAGACCUACGCCUCCAUGCAGCGCGGAGCCAAAGGUCAGCUCAAGGGGAAGCAGAUUGCCAGAGACCGCAUAGGCGACUGCGAGCACAAUGUGACGACUACACAGGGUAGCAACCAGUACAAGGAUAAGCUAAGGUGUCUGCAUUGUGGCAUGCUGCUAGUGGACACGGACGCGACGUGGUGGAAGCAGGAGAAGGAGUAUCGCGAGAUCGAGAAGACCUUGCGUACCAGCAAGGGGAAGGAUAUCACAACCGAGAUGAAGGCCAUCCGCCUCCGUGACAUGUGCGAGAG